Molecule: messenger RNA, 1450 nt
Organism: Cyphomyrmex costatus
Lineage: Eukaryota; Metazoa; Arthropoda; Insecta; Hymenoptera; Formicidae
Gene: Yod1
Product: Yod1 deubiquitinase
Exons: 4
Coding region: 256-1191 (311 amino acids)
Biological process (GO): protein deubiquitination; endoplasmic reticulum unfolded protein response; ERAD pathway
Cellular component (GO): cytosol; nucleus
Molecular function (GO): cysteine-type deubiquitinase activity
Source: RefSeq, a predicted model, not a curated record
AAACAGAGAUCAGAGUUGAGUGUGAUGGCUAGUCGCUAGCAGUCGUUAGCUAUUUUAUUAUCAUAGUAACGAUGUACAAUCGCGUUCGUACGUGAUUGAUCGCUCCGACCGUGACGACGACGACGACGACGACGGCGACGACGGCGAGAACAAAGGUGCCGCGGAGGCACAGGCGAAACAGCUGAUUGGCGGAGAUUCGCGUCGUCCGAGUCCGGGUCACGGCUAUCUCUAGUCGCAGGAAGCGGACCGACGGUCAUGGCGAGUUUCGUACUCCGGGUGAAGACCAAAUCGGGUCAAAAGGUCGUCUGUGGUCUCACGGCCCAUGAUAAGGUUUCUCAGCUGAAGGCGAAGCUCGUCGAACUCACGGGUGUCCCGUCGGCCGCCCUCCAGGUGCUAGCCGGCUUUCCACCGAAGCCCGUCGACCUGGAUGCGCCUGACGCCACAAUUGAGCACGCCGGAAUUAUCUCCGGUGAUACUCUUAUUGUCGAGGAGAAACAGAUCGUGUUCAAUAGACAUGAGCAGAGACUGAACAAUAUCGGGCGGUCGCAUAUCGUCGACCAGGAGAACUUUGCCAAUGUUCCAGGCGUCCUGAUGAGGAAAGUAGUACCUGCGGACAAUUCCUGUCUCUUUACCAGCGUGGGUUAUGUCUUGAAUGGCAAAGUCGAUACUAGUUGCGCUAGUUUUAUGAGGGAGAUUAUAGCAAACGCGGUAGCGGCAGAUCCGAAUGAAUACUCUGAAGCAUUUCUGGGCAGACCUAACGCUGAAUAUUGCGAAUGGAUUCUCAAGUCUGAUGCCUGGGGUGGCGCCAUCGAACUGUCAAUUCUAUCUAAAUUUUAUGGUUUAGAGAUAGCGGUGAUUGACAGCAUUAAUGCGAUCAUCAACAGGUUUGGCGAAGAUCAGCAUUAUGCUCAACGAGUCUUUCUCAUAUUUGAUGGAAUCCACUAUGAUCCUCUCUACUUGGAACCUCUCAAUGGUGGCAGUAUCCAAACAAUUUUUUCCAUCGAGGAUGAGAGGAUGUUGCUAGAGGCUGCCCAGCUCGCGAAAGAAGCAAGAUCGAGUCGCCAGUUCACGGAUGUUCAAAAGUUUACACUAAUGUGUAUUGACUGUAAAAUCAUGUUAAAUGGACAAGCAGCGGCUCAGCAACAUGCUAAGGACACCGGCCACAAGAAUUUUGGCGAAGUAGCAGCGUAGCCUUAUACAGCAGCAACUCUUAUGAUCUAACUGAUCUAAUUCUUUGAUGAUUAUCCUUGACUCCAAACAGUAUAGGGUGAUAUCUUACAGUCGUUUUUUUCACUUGAAAUCGUUCGAAAAUCUCGGCUUCUAUCUAUUUAGUCGUGCGCAAUUGUAAUUUUAAUUCAAGCACUUAUUGCAAAUUCUUUGUAUUAAGGAAUUUUAACGGGGAAAUUCUGUGCUUGAGGAACAUGUGUGUGAUAUUUUUAUAAAUUAUAUU